GGCCCAGCAGGGUUAGAGGAUAAAACCUGAAGGAGCACGACUUCUCUUCACCUUCAUCACCAUGGCCUUUCUCUGGAUCGUCUCGUGCUUCGCCUUCAUCAGCGCCGCCUAUGGCUGCGGAACCCCCGCCAUCGCCCCCCAGGUGUCUGGCUACGCCCGCAUCGUUAACGGUGAGGAGGCGGUGCCUCACUCCUGGCCCUGGCAGGUGUCCCUGCAGCAAUCCAGCGGUUUCCACUUCUGUGGAGGAUCUCUGAUCAACGAGAACUGGGUGGUGACCGCCGCUCACUGUAACGUCAGGACCUACCACCGUGUGGUCGCUGGAGAACAUAACAGGGGAUACGGCUCCAAUGAGGACGUCCAGAAGCUGAAGCCCGCCCAGGUGUUCACCCACCCCCGCUGGAACCCCCAGACCAUCAACAAUGACAUCGCCCUCAUCAAGCUGUCCAGCCCCGUCACUCUGAGCACCAACGUGUCCCCCGUCUGCCUGGCCGGCUCCGCUGAUGUCUUCUCCCCUGGCAUGUCCUGCGUCACCUCCGGCUGGGGUCUGACCCGCUACAACGCUGCCAGCACUCCCAACUUGCUCCAGCAGGCGGCGCUUCCCCUUUUGUCCAACGACCAGUGCAAGAACCACUGGGGCAGCAGCAUCUCCGACGUCAUGAUCUGUGCUGGAGGAGCUGGAGCCACUUCCUGCAUGGGCGACUCCGGCGGUCCUCUGGUGUGUCAGAAGGACAACGCCUGGUCUCUGGUCGGUAUUGUGUCCUGGGGAAGCAGCCGUUGCUCCACCUCCACUCCCGCCGUCUACGCUCGCGUCACCGAGCUCCGCAGCUGGGUCGACCAGAUCCUGGCCGCUAACUAAACACUCAGGAGCUGAGCCGCCACCUUGUGGGGAGACAGGGGAACCCUGAGACCCCGGACCUCGGCCCCACGUCAGAGUGGGGUUUCUGAAGGAUAAUAAAAACAAUGAACCUCAA
Molecule: messenger RNA, 971 nt
Organism: Pleuronectes platessa (European plaice)
Lineage: Eukaryota; Metazoa; Chordata; Actinopteri; Pleuronectiformes; Pleuronectidae
Product: chymotrypsin B
Exons: 7
Coding region: 62-856 (264 amino acids)
Biological process (GO): proteolysis
Molecular function (GO): serine-type endopeptidase activity
Source: RefSeq, a predicted model, not a curated record